Messenger RNA from Salvelinus namaycush (lake trout), 1679 nucleotides. Its product is annotated as ELMO domain-containing protein 3-like. The transcript is spliced from 8 exons. Lineage: Eukaryota; Metazoa; Chordata; Actinopteri; Salmoniformes; Salmonidae. The coding region runs from base 38 to 1078 and encodes 346 amino acids. The record is from RefSeq and is a predicted model, not a curated record.
UCGGCUGUGUAGUGCUAGAGUGCGUCACCAUAUCAACAUGGCUGAACGAUUACUCCUCACCUGUGUAUGUUGUUGCAGGUUAGCUGUGUCUGUGUUGUGUUCUCCUCACCUGUGGGUGUUUUCAGGGGAGAGUGCGGAUGUGGAGCAGGCUAGAGAGGAGUGGGAGGCUCUAGAGAGUAUCCAACCAGUGGUCAGUGAGGAGUCCAGUCCCACCCCUCUCAUCUCCUUUAACGAGGCGCUGCAGCACUUCCAGACUACAGACCUUGGAGAGCUGCUGAAGAAGAUCCAGCCCACGAUUCACAGGACGGGUCUGGCCACUUUCACACACUUCCUGUUCGGCCCGCCGCGACUUCACCGAGAACUACUGGAGGAGAGGGACCUGGUCUUUGCCAUCGCACAGUGUUCUCUGGAUAACAGUCAGGCUGUACACCUGCGUGUUCUACAGACCAUCUAUAAGAGGCUGACAGGCAGUAAGCUGGACUGUCCUCGGUUCGGCACACACUGGGAGAAUGUGGGCUUUCAGGGUACGGACCCAGCCACAGACCUGCGUGGUACAGGUUUCCUGGGGUUGAUGCAUGCCUUGUACCUGGUAAUGGACCCUGAGACGCUGCCUUUAGCCAGAGACAUCUUCAAGCUGUCCCAGCACCCCACACAGAACUUUCCUUUCUGUGUGAUGUCCAUCAAUAUGACCUGUAUCGCCCUGCAUGCACUCAGAGAAGAGGCCCUCUCCAAGGAGUGUAACCGUCGUCAGCAGGUAGUGGGGGUAUUGAAUGAGUUCUACGUUGCCACAUUCCUGCACCUCUACCAGCUGUGGAAGAGCCAGCAGAAGACCAUCUCUGACUCCGGCUUCGUCCUGAAAGAAAUGGAGCUGUUUGCCAAAAAGAACCCCAAGCAGAUGCUGCGUCGACUGGACGUCUUCUUGAGGGAGAGGAGGUACCCGGACCCCACGGCCCAGCGACCCUCACCCUGCCUGGGGGGGAGAGGGGCCAGGUCUGUGGGAACCAGGGGCAAGGAGAUGCACUUCACUGGAGUGUGUGAGCUACCACUGAACAUGGAGGGUGAGGCCAGGCUCAUCUGACACACAGAGAGUCUGUGAGUACGGAUAGGCUAGUCUGAGCUAGAAAGAGAGUGUGUUUGUGUCAGUUGUAUGUGUAGGGACCCCACCAAGCUUUGACCCACUCCCUGCGGUCCUUUCCCAUUGAUGCUGUAAAACUGCUGUCAGAUCAGUUUGUAACAGAAGUUCUUGUCGGUGAGGCAUGGGACUGAUGGAUGAAUAAAAUAUGUCAUUAAAUAGAGAGAGAGAGAAUGAAAGGUUAGCAUUUCAAGGACUGGUGUGGGUGCAGGCUUUGCUCCAGACAAGCAGUAGCGCACCUGAUUCUACUAAUCAUCCAAUCAUAGUUGGUUUAUUGAGGCCAAAUCAGAAGCUGCCAAACCCCAGGGCUUCUAUCUGUCUGCAGCCCUAGUAGAGUUCUGGAAGGGUGUAGUGUCAUUGACUGUCUUCUACUGUCAGCAGAACUGUGUGUGCGUGCACUAGGUAUGGAGAUUAAGGUGUGUGUUUGCUAUAGGGAGUUGGAACAGUGAGGCCUGUGUUUCUGUAGUCAGGUCGAUGUGUCUGGGUUCGGAUGGUUCUUGUCCCAGUGCAGGUUAAAUAGGCGUGUGUGUGUGUGUGUGUGUGUGUG